Messenger RNA from Maniola jurtina (meadow brown), 1112 nucleotides. It is a transcript of the gene Sec20, whose product is annotated as vesicle transport protein SEC20. The coding region runs from base 275 to 1009 and encodes 244 amino acids. The transcript has 5 exons. NCBI's taxonomy places the organism in Eukaryota, Metazoa, Arthropoda, Insecta, Lepidoptera, Nymphalidae. Gene Ontology annotation, cellular component: SNARE complex; endoplasmic reticulum. The record is from RefSeq and is a predicted model, not a curated record. Gene Ontology annotation, biological process: retrograde vesicle-mediated transport, Golgi to endoplasmic reticulum. Gene Ontology annotation, molecular function: SNAP receptor activity.
UCUGUGCUAGACGUGACGGUUGAUUGGCAUGUUGGUGAUGUUGAUUGGUUAUAUUGUUUACCUAAAAAAUUCGCAUUCGUAAUUUCGUUUCGUACAUUUUACAGGUGUUUGAUGCUCAGUACUAGUACACAUAAUUACAAACAAAUUAGAUAAUUACAAAAAACAAGUAUAAUAUUCGAGAAUCGAAUAAAUAUUAUAUUCAUCACUCUGAGAGUUGUAUAUUCCUUGCUCUAGCCUCUACUUAAAUCUAUCGUCGUAAUUAAAAUUUGAAACAAUGAAUUUAAAAAUAGACAUUAACUCUGAUUUGUGUCACAAUUUAUUAACAAAAUUAGAGAAUGCCGAUUUAUUGUAUCAAAAUUUCGUUAAGAAUGUUGCUAAAUAUCAAUUUCAGGUGAAAGCUAUAAUUCAGGACAUAUUAGAGUGUAGAGAUUCAAUGGAAACUUUAAACGAAUUAAAUGAAAAAGGGAGGUCAAUUUUAACAUUAUUAAGAGAAGAAAUAGAAAACGUACAUGCAUAUGCUAAUACCUCAGGAGAUGUUAAAUAUAUUGAUGAAUUGUCCUCUCAACGACAUCUCUUGGCUAGUUUAUUGAAAGAGUUCAAAGAAGCCAAUAUAAGCAGCAUGUUUGCUAUUGAGAAAGCUCAAAGAGAACAGCUACUCCAGUCUGAGAAUGGAGAAGAAAGUGUAAUAAGGAAAAGAAAGAAAAAAGUUGAUAGCGAUGGCCUUUUAAAUAUGUCUACAGGUGUCACCGAACAAUUACUCUCCAUUAGUCGACAGCUGGCAGCAACUACACAGCGGAGUCAAGAUACAUUGGAUAGUUUAGUUUCAUCUAGUUCUACAGUUCAGGGUACACAAGCAGAACUUCAAAACACUGGAAGCACCAUCACCCAAUCAAGCAAAUUACUAAAGAAAUAUGGCCGACGAGAGUUUACUGAUAAAGUGAUAAUGUUUUUUGCUUUCUUAUUCUUUUUGGCUGUUUGUUUAUACAUUGUUCAAAAGAGAUUAUUUUAAUUUUGUUACAAUAUUUUUGAUUUUGUUAUUAUUUACUAUAAUAUAAUACCUAAUGAUUAUAAUAAACAUGCCCAUCUUUCCCUGUGAAAUAGGUACCUUAUAU